AACGUCAAUAUUGCUUCAAUGAAAGUCGCAUCGACAAACAAUCCGAUGACACUAUCGUUCGCAUGGAAAAAUUGUGCGCAGCACCAAUGAAGCGACCAAGAAUUCUGCUCAACGAUAUGCCAUUGGAUACAUCGUUGAACAAAACAUUGCUUAGCUCGUCCGACGGUUCUCUUGAGCAAUCAAACAUACCUUUGCCAGACAUGGAAUGGAAAAGCACACAAGUGUCCAAUGCACCGCAACCGAUCUGGAAAUCGUACGAUGAACAAGUCAUUGACAUCAAAGAUAUUUGCUGCGAUCUGCGUGCAAUUUCAUUUUGUCGAUCGAAAAACACAUCAUUGGUUAGCUUGCCCGAGUGUGAAACCAGUGCUUACUAUUCGGGUCAAUCAAGCUCAUUGUUCCAGUCGUACGAUGAAAAAGUAAACGAAUCUUAUCAUUCAUUCAGUUUACCUGACAUUGCAACAAUUGACACCAGUGUAUAUGGUUCGGGUCAUGAUUCACCGCUUCAAGCUUCCGAUUCGUUGUAUCACUAUCGACGUGGCCGAACACCGCCGCGCGUCACAUCGAACGGACAUCGGCAACAGCCAUCGACGCCAACGAGCUCAUAUAAACUGGAUCCGCAUGAGCUGAGCUGCGAAUUGUCGCCAAUAUCCAACAUGACCAGAAGCCCAGUGACCAGUUCACUGAAUCAAAUGCAUGCAAUUGAUUUUGAAAAUCUCGUUGAGCCAGAUAAUUUGAACGAUACGUUAGAACGAGUAAACUAUCGUCUGGCUGUGUGCGGUGCCAAAUCACCAUCACCCACUAAAAUGGCUAGAAAGCGACAACUGAUGCAAGUGUACUUUGCGGAGCUGUUGCAACAAGGAGCCGCCACCAAGGUUAACACACAAGGUUGUAACGGUGUCGCCAUGCAAUCAUCGCCCGAAAUUGUUCAUGUUCCAACGGAAAACAAAGGUCUAAAAAUCAACAGCGACCACACAGACACCGCCAACAACAUUUCAACUGUGAAAGACAUCGAGAACCAUCUCAUUUCUUUGGGAUGCAAUUCGCCCACGCCAUACAGCAUCGCCAAACGCAGACAACUCAUAGAAGAAAUGGCAAAAAAGUCGAAGUCGAAGUCACGAAUCAAGCGCACCAUCUCCGUGGAACAAACACUCAGAGAAUAAGCCUGAAAUCGUUCGUUUUUCAUUGAUCUCAUUGCGAGUUAACUUAAAGUGAUAAAUAUCGCAUGUGAUUCCAAUUUAAACAUUAAAUUCUAUGAAAAGUAUGAUAGCAUAAGUAAGAUUCAUUCAAAAUGUCUAGAGACUUUAUCAAGAGAAUGCAAAAGAUUGUGAUUUUAGAGAAAUUUUUCCAAUUAAAAAGAGCGUAAAACAUUUUCAAUCAUAACAUAUUUAAAAUUGGCGCAAAAUGUACAACAUUUGCAAGUAAUAAAUCGUUUGUUUUAAACCAAUGGCGCUGUUGUUUGAAAGUAUGCAUAAAUUUGUAUUGGCGCCCGAUCAAUUUGACAGCACAAACCGUUAUUCGAGUCAGUGUAUAUUUGGCUGUGCGCUGUGAACAUCACACUCCGACUGACUACCGACAAUUGUUUGAAGAAAAAAAAACGUUGUAAAAAUGUCAAUAAAGUUAGAAGAUUCGAUGGAAAGUUUUGAAAACACAUCGACCAGUGGUUUUGAUAUCAAAGACCAGACGGUUGGCGAUAGUUUUAUCCGCAAAGUGAAUUGGUCUGAGGAUGAUUGGUCGAUGUAUUCGUCGGAAAAUUAUAAAACACAAUUGGAUGACACAAUGGAUGUUUGCAAUUAUCGCAUCGUUGAAAAGUUCAACGUGAACAGGGUAAAUGUUGAUGUCACAACGGGUUGGAAUGCAUUCUUUAAUGAUUCAAUGUAUACAUUGUAUACCAGUCAAUUGAUCGAUUUGGAAGACACAUUAGACAUUUGUAACUAUCGACGUGGUUCAAUCGAAUGCAAUCCACCCGAAACAUUGGCCGAACCAACGGUUUCAAUGUGUGAAUCGGUUGUUAUCGAAUAUCCACCGAAGCUCAAACACUUUUUGGAUAUAUCAGCGGUCGAAACAGUUGAUUGUAUCUGGAAUCAAUCGAUUGAGCUAUUGAAUGAAUCCAGCUUCGAUUGCAAAGUGCCGAGAUUAGACGAUACAAUGGAUGUCUUCAGUUAUCGACGCAGAGCAUCCCAAAUGGCAAAACAACAACAAGUGUCACAGCCAAAAACACCGCCAAGAUGUAACAUGGAUGAAGCGAAGAAUUUCAACAGAAUGGUCAUACCGAAAUACCUGUUUGGUGCAUCAACGGGUCGCAAUGGUUGCCCAGUGACAAGCUCACCGGUUCUUUGUUCGGACAACCAACACCAAAAUUGAUUUAGCAGCCAGACAGUCAUUCUGUUGGACAACGACAAUCAAAGGGGAGGACAACGUAUCAAGUUAACCAAAUUCAACAGAUCUGAAUCCUAUUCUGGUCGCUCAGACAAACAAAUCAGAUUCUAUAAAUAUUUUGAUAAAAUGUGAACAAAGAAGAAAAAUCGAACGUAAAUAAAUAAAUUUCAGUUAAAUUCAAUUCAAUGGACUUGAGUGUAAAGUUGUUUUUCUUGCCGGUGUACUUAAGCACACUCAACUGACAAGUGCAUGUCUGAAAAAAGUGUUUUUUGUUUAUAGUGCAAAAAUGCAUUGAAUCACAUUGUGAAAUUCAAAACGAUGGCAUCGACACAAGGAACUAGCAGCGUGAUGGACUCUGAUCCGAAAAAUCGUUUUAAAAUUCUACUGGCAACCGAUAUCCAUCUGGGAUACAAAGAGAAAUGCGAUAUCAUUGGUCAUGAUAGUUUUAUCACAUUCGAAGAGAUUUUAAAGCGUGGCCAAGAGGAACACGUGGAUUUCAUUUUGCUCGGCGGUGAUUUGUUUGACAAAGCAAAUCCGUCCAAAGAAACGUAUAUCGAAUGCACGAGGCUUCUGAAGAAGUAUAUAUUUGGUGAUGCCAAGAUUGGAUUCAACAUUUCAGACGACUACGAAGUCAAUUACAACGAUCCCAAUGUCAAUAUUGCUAUGCCAAUUUUUUCCAUCAAUGGAAAUCAUGAUGAUUCAAAUGGUCGUCGCGGUAAGAGUGCAAUGGAUUUGUUGCAUACAUUGAAAUAUGUCAACUAUUUUGGGAAGUAUACGAAUUUGAAUGAAGUGCAUAUGAAGCCGAUUCUGAUGAGCAAAGGAACACAGAAAUUGGCGUUGUAUGGAUUGAGCCACAUUCCUGACAAACGACUGGUCAAAUUGCUUCACGAGGGAAAGGUGACUGUUGAUAAGCCAGACGAUGACGAGGGACAAUUCUUUAACCUACUGACCUUGCACCAGAAUCGUGCUUAUCGAGGGGCCGACAAUUUUAUCAAAGAAGAAUAUUUGCCAGAUUUCAUGGAUUUUGUCUUUUGGGGGCAUGAACAUGAUUAUUGUUGGAAGCCAAAGCAAAAUGGUGAAAAUGCAUUCUCCCUAUUACAACUGGGCUCAUCAGUUGCAACAUCAUUGACAGAGGGAGAAUCGAAACGAAAAAACAUCGGAUUACUCGAAAUAUCGAAUAACACGUUUGAAUACAAGCCAAUCAAACUAGAAACGGUUCGGCCAAUGGUUUUCAGAUCCAUUGAUUUGCGAAAAUAUGAAUUGAGGUUGAACACAGACGACGGUUGCGAUGACAAGACGAAGGUCAAAGAGCUAAUCCGUGAGAAUAUCGAACAAAUGAUUGAGGAGGCAAAAUCGAAGGAGACCGCGAAUGAAGCCCAACCGAAAGAACCACUGAUUCGGCUACGAAUUUUAUAUCAACAUGAGAAGCAUAGAAUUACGAGUGAAAUUCGAUUCGGACAACAGUAUAAUCAACGGGUUGCGAAUCCAUCGACCAUAAUUAAAAUGACAUCUAGUUUGACUGAUCGAAGAGGCGAAGGUAUAUCGAACAGGGACCCUAACGAUGAUGUUAGCUUACAAGAUUAUAUGAAACAUUGUUUCGAAAACUCAACGAAUGAAUUUGAGAUUUUCACUCCCGAACUUCUCACUAAAGUGCGUGAAGUGUUGGCUUUGCAACUAAGUGCCGAUGAAAACGCAAGAAAUAUGAUCAAUAAUUCGUUAGCUAGGGCUUGCGAUUUCCUGAAAGACACUAUGCCAAAAGACAAAGCCAAUAUUGAUCGUGAAUUGGCCAAAUUUCGUGACACAGAUGAUCAAGUGCUCAGGGAAAUUGAAACGGGCAUAAGAAAUGUGGGUAAUAGCAAUCAAUCGACAAGCUAUGGAUACAAUCAAUCAACUCCUUUUUACGUUGCUGGCCAAAAAAGACCAAGAGCUACAACUCGGAUAAACGUUCCAACUGGACAGCCAAGCAUAAAAGAUAUGUUUAAGAAAGACUAAUUCAUAUUAAUGAUUCAAUGUAAAUGGCAGCUAAGUGAAAAUGAAUAUUGAACUAUUUUUCAUAUUUUUGUAUUUUUCAUAUGUUUCGACAUAUUUUACAGAACAUUUUAUUAACAUUUCUCACAUUUUUUGCCGAAUCGCAGCAAAUUUCCAAUUCAAAUUGAAAUCGCCCUACCCGAAGUCAUUUCGGCAAAUUUGCCAAGAUUUGAAUAUUCAUUUGAUAAUUAUCAUAUCCAAAUCCAUUUAAAUCCAAUUUUAAAAUAAAACAAUUUGUUUAAACAUAA
Messenger RNA from Sitodiplosis mosellana (orange wheat blossom midge), 4652 nucleotides. Its product is annotated as double-strand break repair protein MRE11-like. Gene Ontology annotation, cellular component: Mre11 complex; nucleus. Gene Ontology annotation, biological process: double-strand break repair via nonhomologous end joining; double-strand break repair via homologous recombination; mitotic intra-S DNA damage checkpoint signaling. The transcript is spliced from 10 exons. The coding region runs from base 2695 to 4368 and encodes 557 amino acids. Gene Ontology annotation, molecular function: manganese ion binding; DNA endonuclease activity; 3'-5'-DNA exonuclease activity. The record is from RefSeq and is a predicted model, not a curated record. Lineage: Eukaryota; Metazoa; Arthropoda; Insecta; Diptera; Cecidomyiidae.